This is a messenger RNA of Mauremys reevesii (Reeves's turtle), 1860 nucleotides long. RefSeq names its product ganglioside induced differentiation associated protein 1 like 1 (gene GDAP1L1). The record is from RefSeq and is a predicted model, not a curated record. The transcript has 6 exons. Lineage: Eukaryota; Metazoa; Chordata; Testudines; Geoemydidae. The coding region runs from base 250 to 1179 and encodes 309 amino acids.
AGGAGGACAGCAUGCUGAGAUUAUGCCUGUCUCUGAUCAGCCCGUGAUGUCAGCUGCCAUCACUCGUUAAAUUUUCAAACGAGCACCUUCGCGCUUUCUCCCAAGCUGCCCCUCAUGCCUAGGAGAAGCUCCCCAUAAACUUCCACAAACCCAAUUCAUUAUCCACCUUCAAAACCCUCCUUACAGCUCUCCUUCGCUACCAGGCCUACAAAACACUUGACUGCAAGUGUGCAGAGACUACUGCCUAUCAUGCUGGUCCGCCUGGUCAUCGCGGAGAAGGGGCUGCCAUGCGAGGAGCGGGAUGUCAGCAUGCCCCUGACUGAGCACAAGGAGCCCUGGUUCAUGCGUCUCAACCUCGGGGAGGAGGUGCCCGUGAUUAUCCAUGGAGACAAUAUCAUCAGCGACUACAACCAGAUCAUCGACUACAUGGAGAAGAACUUCACAGGAGAAAAUGUUACCCAGCUGAUCCCCGAGGCCGGGAGCAUUCUUCACACAAGAGUGGUGCAGUACAGAGAGCUCCUGGACUCACUCCCCAUGGAUGCCUACACUCACGGCUGUAUCCUCCAUCCCGAGCUCACCACUGACUCCAUGAUUCCAAAGUACGCUACAGCUGAAAUCCGCAGACACUUAGCUAACGCCAGCACGGAGCUGAUGAAGCUGGACUACGAAGGGGAGCCCCAGCUGACCGAGCCAUACCUUUCCAAACAGAAGAAACUCAUGGCCAAGAUCUUGGAACAUGACAAUGUGAGCUACUUGAAGAAAAUCCUUGGCGAGCUGGGAAUGGUGCUAGACCAGAUUGAGGCCGAGCUGGAGAAGAGGAAACUCGAGUAUCAAGGGCAGAAGUGUGAACUCUGGCUCUGCGGAUGCGUCUUUACCUUGGCCGACAUCCUACUGGGGGCCACCCUGCACCGCCUCAAAUUUCUAGGACUGUCUAAGAAAUACUGGGAAGAUGGCAGCAGACCCAACCUACAGUCCUUCUUUGACAGGAUACAAAAACGCUUUGCCUUCAGGAAAGUUUUGGGAGACAUACACACCACCCUUCUCUCGGCCGUGGUACCCAAUGCCUUCAGGCUUGUCAAACGGAAACCCCCCUCUUUCUUUGGAGCCUCCUUCCUUAUGGGAUCUCUGGGGGGAAUGGGAUAUUUUGCUUAUUGGUAUUUAAAGAAAAAAUACAUCUAAUGCUGGCUGUUUGGUGUUUAGUUUGGUGUCUCUGUGCUGUGUGAAAUCACGAUGACUCCUCAGUAACUGUAAUGAAAUUUGAAACAAGGUAUGAAUAAUUAUAUUGUUGAUGUAACAUUCCAUAGUUAGAAGUAGAAAAUUAUACCGCAAGGAAAUAAGACACAAAAAUAAGUCAACUUAUAAAUGGCUUUUUUUAGGUUUAAGUAUUAAACAGUAGCGACCGCUGAGUGUCAUACUCGGGCACUUACUGAGCUUACACACCUGUCAUGGAGUGAAACUGCCUCCAGAGCAGGCAAAUUCCGGUGGAAGGGAGAUGAGAACCCCGGAAAAAUUUCAACCCCCCAGGUUAAACUAUGGGAUUUGGAUACUCUGUGCGGUACCUUUAUGUUUUCAAAAUGUACAUUGGCCGCAUCACACUUUUCCCAGGUGCAAGUAGACGGGCCGUUCUUCUUCUAGAAACUGUUACACUCUUGUGAUCUGGGGUCUUUCCUGGAAGCAGAGAGGACACAGCCAGCUGGAGGGUACAGUAGCCAGUCAAGAUCAAGGUGGAGUUGAAUGAUUUAAUUAUCCAUUUUUAAAAUUAUUUCCAUUAAAUCAAAUAUUUUUAAUGAGCUGCUCUUAGAAUGUAUCCACUUUCUACAUCUGCUUUUUUUUUUUAUGUUUACAUGUCUUUUAUUAAGA